This is a messenger RNA of Trichoderma asperellum CBS 433.97, 2778 nucleotides long. RefSeq lists its product as uncharacterized. Lineage: Eukaryota; Fungi; Ascomycota; Sordariomycetes; Hypocreales; Hypocreaceae. Gene Ontology annotation, molecular function: beta-mannosidase activity. Gene Ontology annotation, biological process: carbohydrate metabolic process; glycoprotein catabolic process. The record is from RefSeq and is a predicted model, not a curated record.
AUGCGCCACUUUUCGUUGGCAUCUUUUUCUCUCUUGGCGAGUUGUGCCACUGCGCAAUACAUCUAUAAUCUGAGCGAUGUCUCGUGGACGGUGAGCAAUGGUGUCAAUGCCACUGUGCCUGGUAAACUACCUUCACAUGCUCAUAUCGAUUUGCUGGCUGCGGGCGUCAUUGAAGAUCCCAUUUAUGGCUUUAAUGAAUGGAACCAGUUUUGGGUUCAGCGAAUGAACUGGACAUAUACAUCUGGGCCCAUUAAAGGACUGAAACCCCAAAAUGGGCUUACAUCGUGGCUCGUCUUUGAAGGUCUCGACACCUUCUGUGAAAUUAAACUCUGCAAUCAGACAGUCGGCAAUACCAAGAACCAGUUUCGCAAAUACACGUUUGAUGUCAGCGAUAUUUUACCCAAGUGCUCUGGAGAUCCAGUUCUAAGCUUGAACUUUGGGUCUGCAAGCAAAAUCGUUCUCGACAUUGCUCAGAGAAGUGAUCUUUCUGAGGUCAACUCUGCCAAUGGUUACAAUGGCCAAGAAUUCCAAGGUCGAGUCUACAUGAGAAAAGAGGAAAGCGAUUUUGGAUGGGAUUGGGGCCCGCAGUUUUCUCCGGCCGGACCAUGGCGACCAGCAUACAUUGUGCAAAAGGCCAAAACUGAUCCUAUUUAUAUCACUAAUACGGCUAUUGAUAUCUUUCGGCAAGGUCAAAUGCCUAACAUAUCACCCGAUCAGACAAAGCCAUUCAUUUUCAACGCCAGCAUUGAUUAUAUCGGCACGCUUCCCAAAAAUACGCAGUUUCACCUGAAGAUUGUCGACAGCAAGGGCCACACCCUCAAGGAGACCAAUUUAGCUGGAAUAAGCCAAUCCAGUGGUACCAUCACCGGCAGUACUGUCAUUGGCAACAAUGUGAAUCUCUGGUGGCCAUCUGGCUACGGCGAGCAGCCAUUGUAUACGGCAACGCUCUCCCUAAUCAACUCUGCGUUCUCCAAGCCUGCCACCGUUACCAAGCGAGUUGGUUUUCGAACCAUUGUCUUGAAUCUGAAUGCGAUCACCGCUGAAGACAAGGCCAAGGGCGUUGCUCCCGGAGCCAGCUGGAAGUUUGAGAUCAAUGGCCACGAGUUGUAUGCCAAGGGCUCCAACUUUGUCCCUCCAGAUAUCUUGUGGCCUCGAGUCAACCAGACCAAGAUCAAGGAAACAUUUGAGCUGGCCAUAAACUCACACUUCAAUAUGAUGCGAAUCUGGUCUUCGGGAGCUUACCUCCCUGACUGGGCGUACGACUUGGCCGAUGAAAUGGGGUUGCUGCUGUGGUCUGAAUUUCAGUUUUCCGUGGCCUAUUUUCCCGCCACUAAAGAUUUCAUUGAGGAGUACGAGGCAGAGGCCUACUACAAUGCUCGUCGAGUCAAUCACCACCCUAGUCUGGCGCUGUGGGCCGGCGGCAAUGAGCUGGAAUACCUCAUCUAUGGCUGGUGGCUCAAUCCCCGGAAUAAUACCCAGCUCGAAAAUUACGAGACCAUCUUCCAGCAGCAUAUUGCCAAGUGUGUCUACGCCAACACUCACUCUAUCAGCUACAUCCCUUCGUCAACCUAUCACGGCUACACAUCGCUCGACUUCAAUUCAGUCAGCCCUCAGACCUCUCGGUACAACUAUAUGGAGAGCCCCGAUGCGCUAUACGCUGACACCGACUUUUACAACUACGAUGGAACUAUUGCCUUCCAGUACAGUGGCUAUCCUGUGGGCCGUUUUGCUGACGAGUUUGGAUUCCCAUCCAUGCCCUCGGUCUACUCCUGGCAAGAAGCCAUCCCCGAGAGCGAAUUCUACUUCGACUCAUCAUAUGUUCGGCAUCAUAACCGCCAUCUCAGUGGCGGCAGCGACUUUUUCUCGUCUUCUGCAGGUGGCAUCAACCAAUUCACAGACAGCAUUAAGCUCUGGUAUCCGUUGCCCCAACUGCAGGAUCCUGUAGCCAACUUCACCGCCUGGACGUGGACCUCUCAGGUGUUCCAGGCAGACUAUUACCAGGCUCAGAUCGCUUUUUACCGGCGCGGAUCUGGGCUUUCAAAUCGCCAGAUGGGCGCUCUGUACUGGCAGUUCAACGACAUUUGGGUUGGCCCUACUUGGUCCAGCACCGAGCACAGUUUGCGGCAAAAGGUGGCCUAUUAUGCUGCCAAGGACAUCUUCAACCCUGUCAUUGUCUGGCCGUUCUAUGACGAAGCUACUGACGUCUUGGAAGUUUGGGUCGUGUCUGAUCUGUGGCAAAGGGUUUCUGGAACAGCUUCGUUCAAGUGGGUUGACUGGCAAGGCAAUGCUCUAGACGUUGAUCCACCGGUCCAUGUAAAUCCAGCCCACGACGGGUCGUUUAACGUCAACUUUAAUGUGCAGCCGAUCAACGCGACUCGGUUGGUUACAUAUCCUGCCUUGUCUACCUUCUUCGCUUGCAAAAACCCGACAUCAAACACCCUGCUCUCAAUUUCUGUUGAGGCUGGAGGAUAUACCCACUCGGCUUUUUUCCACCCGCAAAGCCUUCGACUAAGCAGUAUUGCCGAUCCGGGCCUGGUGAUGGCAAAAUUAAUUCGUGGAAAUAGGGCUCAGUUCAAGAUCACUGCGACUAAAGGCGUGGCAGCAUGGGUUUGGCUGGACUAUCCCACGACGGUAAGAGGAUACUUUGAUCAGAACGGCUUCUGGCUAAACAAGGGCGAGAGCCGCACGGUUACCUUCAGUGUGUGGGAUGACUGGUCUAAUGGUGAUUGGAUCAAUGAUGUUGUACUUAGAUCUAUCUAUGACAAUGUAGAAAAGUAA